UACCACGGAUUAGAUAGAGCUUCAAAAUAUGUUUUCACGGUGAUUUGUAAACAAUCCGAUGGAAACCCAAAAAAGACUAGAUCAGUAAAUGGAAGAUCUUGUGAAAACUAGGACCCUUUUGGAUCAAUUGAACGUCGGCAUCAUCCAAUAUUUGGGAAAGAAAAAUGGUGCUUGUAAAAUUGACUUAGACCAGAGGCCACCUGCAGAUAGACAUGCUGUUCUUAUGUGGGAACAGAGAAACACCUGUUUUUUGCCAGAAGAUCUGAAGAAUUUUUACCUGACGACGGAUGGUUAUAAACUGACAUGGUGUAUUAAAAUGGACAAUGGCCCUAUUCCCCUCGGAAAGCUCCACAUCAAUAGACUGGCUCAGUUAACACGCGUGGGAGGGAGCAUUGCACCAAGUCAUGUAAACCCUACCCUGGCAGAUCUAGACGGGGACUCGGACACAGAGGACCAGGCUUCGGGUUUGGAGAGGCCAACUUUCGACAAUAGAUGUAAGGUGUUUGAGUUGGACCCCUGUGAUGGCUAUGGCAGAGUUUGCCUUGUGUUUAAAGAAAGCAAGACAGGAAUGUCCUAUUUCGAUGCCAAUGAAUUAUUUGAUGGCAAAUACACAUCCGAACUUGUGCGAUUUGGUGGAAAUGACCCCAAAGUGGAGAUUUGGUUUCUGGACCGAGCCCUGAGGUGGCACUUCCUGACAGACUCGUUCAUUGCGUAUUACAGACUGUUACUAAUGCACCUCGGACUUCCUCAAUGGCAGUAUUCUCUCACUGACACAGGGCUCUGUCAACAAGCUCAGCAAUGGUUCAACAUGUAUGCCCCAUCUCGACUGGAGCUAGAUCGGGAAUCUGUAUGCGAGACUCAUUCUUCAUCCGCUGUGUCCAAGUCUGGCAGUGUUCUCGAUAUUAGCAAGGUCUUCAAAGGAAAAUCAGACAAAAAAAAGCCAGCUGCUUCCUCUCAGCCUAACGCAGCCAAUGCCAAGAAGAAACCUAUCAUCACAUCAGCCAAGUCUCAGCAAGUGUCCAAUACGAGAAUGUCUGCUUCUUCAUCUCAGAUCUCCAGUAAAAGUUCCAAAUGAACGUUGUUAUGAAAUGUCACUGUCGCCUUAUUUAUUGAUUUAUAAUAAAUCAUUUUAUGUUUUGA
Molecule: messenger RNA, 1140 nt
Organism: Ostrea edulis (European flat oyster)
Lineage: Eukaryota; Metazoa; Mollusca; Bivalvia; Ostreida; Ostreidae
Product: tubulin polyglutamylase complex subunit 2-like
Exons: 10
Coding region: 89-1075 (328 amino acids)
Biological process (GO): protein polyglutamylation
Source: RefSeq, a predicted model, not a curated record